This is a messenger RNA of Penicillium manginii, 1254 nucleotides long. RefSeq names its product proteasome regulatory particle base subunit RPT4 (gene rpt4). Lineage: Eukaryota; Fungi; Ascomycota; Eurotiomycetes; Eurotiales; Aspergillaceae. The record is from RefSeq and is a predicted model, not a curated record. Bases 1 to 1254 code for a protein of 417 amino acids. The transcript is spliced from 3 exons. Gene Ontology annotation, cellular component: proteasome regulatory particle, base subcomplex; cytosolic proteasome complex. Gene Ontology annotation, biological process: positive regulation of RNA polymerase II transcription preinitiation complex assembly. Gene Ontology annotation, molecular function: ATP binding; ATP hydrolysis activity; proteasome-activating activity.
AUGAGCGGCGCUAGCGACCCCGAGCGGGACCACGCGCUUGAUGAUUAUAAAAGGAGCUUGUUGGAGCUACGAGAAUGGGAAGCUAAGCUAAAAUCACUGCGGAUGGGCAUCAAGGAUCUCCAACGAGAGUUUGAUGUUUCCGAGGAGAACAUCAAGGCGCUACAGAGUGUUGGUCAGAUCAUCGGCGAGGUGUUGAAACAGCUUGAUGAAGAGCGAUUUAUUGUCAAGGCCUCAUCGGGCCCCCGUUACGUUGUCGGCUGCCGUUCAAAGGUUGACAAGGCCAAGAUGAAGCAGGGCACCCGUGUAGCCCUGGAUAUGACGACGCUUACCAUUAUGCGAAUGCUGCCGCGCGAGGUCGAUCCUCUCGUCUACAACAUGUCUUUGGAGGACCCCGGUUCAAUCAACUUUGCUGGAAUUGGUGGUUUGAAUGACCAGAUUCGAGAGCUGCGAGAGGUUAUCGAGUUGCCGUUGAAGAACCCAGAACUCUUCCUGCGAGUAGGAAUAAAGCCCCCCAAGGGUGUCCUUCUCUACGGUCCUCCGGGUACCGGUAAAACACUGCUUGCCCGAGCCGUGGCGAGCUCCAUAGAAACAAACUUCCUGAAAGGUGUGCAUGAGUUAUCAUUAUCCCUUGUUCUACCGUUGUUUCCCCCUGCUAAUGCCUUCUUUCUCUGCCUAGUUGUCUCAUCCGCGAUUGUCGACAAGUACAUUGGUGAAUCCGCCCGUCUGAUCCGAGAAAUGUUCGGCUACGCCAAGGAACACGAACCCUGCAUCAUCUUCAUGGACGAAAUCGACGCUAUCGGAGGUCGCCGUUUCUCCGAAGGAACAUCGGCAGAUCGAGAAAUUCAGCGAACACUGAUGGAACUGCUCAACCAAUUGGAUGGUUUCGACUACCUCGGCAAGACGAAGAUCAUCAUGGCUACCAACCGACCCGAUACCCUGGACCCGGCUCUACUGCGUGCCGGUCGUCUGGACCGCAAGAUCGAGAUCCCUCUGCCUAAUGAGGUUGGCCGUCUGGAGAUUCUGAAGAUUCACACAAGCUCCGUCGUCAUAGAGGGUGAUAUCGAUUUUGAGAGCGUGGUUAAGAUGAGUGAUGGGUUGAAUGGUGCUGAUCUGCGUAACGUGGUGACUGAAGCGGGUCUAUUCACCAUCAAGGAUUACCGUGAUGCCGUUAACCAGGACGACUUCAACAAGGCGGUGCGGAAGGUUGCUGAGUCGAAGAAGCUCGAGGGCAAGCUUGAAUACCAGAAGCUGUAA